CGCUGCGUUCCUCUAAUGCUAUGCGGUCCCUGGUGAUGGCCCGAGCGCGGCUGAGGACAGCCCUGUGCGCCAGGCUUCAUCAUCAUUCAAGAUCAUGCCGUUCGUUUUCGUUCAGCACUGCAGCGGCAGCAGACGGCGCAACAGAGCCACCCGAAGCAUUGGCCUUUAGCCCUCUGGUCGUCGGGACCAUCCGACUCGCACAGUCCGUCGACAACGACGUGGAAACCAAGCCCAUCCCGCCCUCCCCCAUCCCUCGCCCCUGGCCUGCAUCCGCUGAUCCAUCACAGAUAGACGAGGCCGCCUCUCAGCUUACCGGUCGCCUCAAUGCCAGGGAGGACUGGUGGCGGCAGUGUGAGAGGGUGUGCGACGCAGCCAGGCGGGGCGAGCUGCCGAGUGCCGACGUCCUGAAGGUGCUGCAUGCCUUUAUGGAUCUGGACGGGCAGGAGGCCCGCGAGGAGGAGGGAAGGACCACCGCACACAAGCCUUAUCUGAGGAAGCAAACCACCAAGGUCGACGAGCGGCACGUAGAAUGCCUUUACCGCAGCCUCCUGCUGACGGAAAAAGUUGCUCCAUUGGGUGAGAAAGAGGAUGGAGAGGGCCCGCAAGGGGCACAGAAGGCCGACAAACCAGCCACCGCUGCCCUCGAUGCGGAUGACAUCCUGUUCCUGCUCAAGGGUCUGCGGGAGCUCCACUUCACCAGACGAGCGAGAGGGGAGUUCUUCCCCGCCAUCGUGACGGCCAUGCGUCCCCUCCUGGCCCAGUACUCAACCGUCGACCUCAUUGAGGUCCUCGACCACCUGGCAGCGCUCUCCAUCCGCGGCCUUGAGGAGCGGCAGGUCUUCCUGACCGUGCCGCAGCUACUGUCUAAGCGGCUAGACAAUACCGGCGAGUUCGGUGCGCCGAAGCCGUACGAGCUGAUCCGGGUGUUCAAGGCCUACUCGAAGGCCAGGGUGUCGACGGAGCUGCUUAGGGUGCUCUAUGACUACGUUUCCCGGGACCUGGGGGAGAGGGAGGGUGAUGGUGGCGAGUCUGGUGGUGGUGGUCUGCUUACGCCCGCUCUGGCGAUUCACCUGCUGGCGACGAUGCUGGGGACCCGGCUGUACACGGUGCAGGCGAUCGAGAAGCUGCUGCUGGUGGCCAGACGGACACACCUGGGCCUGUGGGCGUCCGACUCUGUGGAGCUGCGGUCGUUGAAGUGGAUCGAGGUCUCCCUUCGACUCGACUACGCCCAGACCUACGCGGGCCUCUCGAAGGAGGCGCUGGAGUACCUGUCGCUGGUACGGGACCUCAAGUACACGGACAGGUCGCUGCAGCACCACACCAUCCUCUCCUACCAGCUGGCACACUUCCUGGCCAAGCACAGCUUUCCUUGCAAGAGGGAGAUGGUGGGCCCCUACGCACUCAAGGUGUGCGACCGGGACGAGAGGGUGGCCUUCGAGCCCAUAGAGAAGGUCCACGUCUUCCCUGACAGCAAAGGCAAGCUGCGGCAUUUCACAGAGACGAAGCUGCGGCAUCUCGAGGCGAUGGGGUGGAAGGUGUACACGGUCGCAUUCCAUGAGUGGGGGCGGCUGAGGGAUUACCAGGACAAGGCCGACUUCGUUCGCCGCUUGCUGCGCGAGAAUGGGCUGCUUGGGUUCCCUGUCGAGCCGAGACACGGUGGCACCACGGUGUGACUUGACUUGAUGUGAUUGAUUGCGUGUUGACUGAUAUGUUGGGGUGUGUGUGUGUGUGUGUGUG
This is a messenger RNA of Vitrella brassicaformis, 1737 nucleotides long. Lineage: Eukaryota; Vitrellaceae. The record is from the annotation of a GenBank genome assembly.